GCACGAUGAUCUACAAUUAUAAGACAAAGAAACAUAGAGACCUGACCACAGCCAUGGCAACCAAGCCUGUUCUUCACUACUUCCAUUCCCGGGGCAGAAUGGAGUCUGUCCGCUGGCUCCUGGCUGCAGCUGGAGUGGAGUUUGAAGAAAAAUUCAUUAAAACACAAAAAGACUUGAAAAGGUUAAAAAAUGAUGGGAGUUUGAUGUUCCGGCAAGUGCCCAUGGUGGAGAUUGACGGGAUGAAGCUGGUGCAGACCAGAGCCAUUCUCAACUACAUCGCCACCAAAUACAACCUCUAUGGGAAGGACAUGAAGGAGAGAGCUAUGAUUGACAUGUAUACGGAAGGUACCAUCGAUCUGAACGAAAUGAUUAUCCGCUAUCCAUUCCUUCCACCUGGGGAGAAAGAUGCAAGCCUAGCCCAGAUCAUACAGAAAGCAAGAAAGUGUUAUUUUCCUGCCUUUGAAGAGGUGUUGAAGAGCCAUGGGCAAGACUACCUUGUUGGGAACAGGCUGAGCAAGGCUGACGUUCAUGUGGUUGAACUUCUCUACCACAUGGAGGAACUGAACCACAGCAUUGUGGCCAACUUCCCCCUGCUUCAGGGCCUGAGAACCAGAGUCAGCAACCUCCCCACAGUGAAGAAGUUUCUCCAGCCUGGCAGCCAGAGGAAGCCUUUUGAGGACGAGAAGUUUGUAGAAGAGCUUAAGAAGAACUUCUUCUAAAUGAGACUGGACAGGAGGGAACAUAGAGUUCCUGUCUUCUGAGUGUCCCAGCAGUAAAGGGCCCAGGGUUACUCCUAAUCCUCACAGAGCUAGCAAAGGUUUCCAACUGUUAUGUGCUGAUCUUGUCAGAUGUGAACCCCGUGAAUGUGUUUGUAACAUUGUCUGUUGGGUUUUGAACAAAUUUGAAAUCAUGAUCACGUCCUAAGAAGUCCCUUUGAAUUUAAAUAAUCAGAGAAAGAUGUUUAAACUCAGAUCUAUUAAAACCUUGUCAUUUUUCAGCUCUUAUAGACCUUGUCAAAAAAUUAAGCAGAUUUUUUUUUCAUUUGAUGCUUUGGCCUAUGCAAAAAUUCUCUUUCCUGAUGUGUCUUCAUGACUUUCUGUGUAAAAACACAUUUUUUUUUUUUAAAAAGAAUCCUGUUCCUUCAAGUAAUACUUUUCUCACUGACUCAUGCAUUUGCAUGCUUGACAUCGGUGUCAAGCAUCCAUUGCCCCUGGAGCUGGGUAAAUGAUGAAUGAGGCAGAGAAAGUGUCAGCUCCGUGAAGCUUGCUGCCGCAAGAGAAACAACAAAAGUGGAUGAUUCUAAUUCAACCAGGCUUUCCCCAGGAAUCAUGUUGCCAAGACUGCUCUUACAGUAUAGCACAGUCUUUGCACCUGGUGAUAAUUAA
Chionomys nivalis (European snow vole) is the source of this 1385-nucleotide messenger RNA. Its product is annotated as glutathione S-transferase alpha-3-like. Gene Ontology annotation, biological process: xenobiotic metabolic process; glutathione metabolic process. Gene Ontology annotation, cellular component: cytosol; extracellular exosome. NCBI's taxonomy places the organism in Eukaryota, Metazoa, Chordata, Mammalia, Rodentia, Cricetidae. The record is from RefSeq and is a predicted model, not a curated record. The transcript has 7 exons. Gene Ontology annotation, molecular function: glutathione transferase activity. Bases 6 to 719 code for a protein of 237 amino acids.